Messenger RNA from Toxorhynchites rutilus septentrionalis, 1570 nucleotides. RefSeq names its product 26S proteasome regulatory subunit 6A-B (gene Rpt5). Gene Ontology annotation, cellular component: proteasome regulatory particle, base subcomplex. The transcript has 2 exons. The record is from RefSeq and is a predicted model, not a curated record. Gene Ontology annotation, molecular function: ATP hydrolysis activity; ATP binding; proteasome-activating activity. Bases 186 to 1472 code for a protein of 428 amino acids. Gene Ontology annotation, biological process: proteasome-mediated ubiquitin-dependent protein catabolic process. NCBI's taxonomy places the organism in Eukaryota, Metazoa, Arthropoda, Insecta, Diptera, Culicidae.
CUGAGCAAUGUUAUUUUGACAGCUCGCAAGCUUGUGCAUUUUCCGAGAGUCAUCAUCAACACAAGAGAUCCUGCGUUCCAUUCGUUCUAUUUGGCCGUGUGAAAUUUUCAACGUGAAAUAUUCUAACAAAUACACAAAUUUCUAAUCAACUGGAACAUACUGUUUGAGAUAAACAUACACACGAGAUGGCUGGCACGCUGGAAGACAAAUCGAUUUGGGAGGAUGGCGAGGAAACCCUGGGUGAGGAAGUUCUCCGGAUGCCCACCGAUGAGAUCGUCAGCCGGACCAGGCUGAUGGACAACGAGAUUAAAAUUAUGAAGAGCGAAGUGAUGCGGAUAACCCACGAGCUGCAGACACAGAACGAGAAAAUCAAGGAUAACACGGAAAAAAUUAAGGUCAACAAAACGCUCCCGUAUCUGGUGUCGAACGUGAUCGAGCUGCUGGAUGUGGACCCUCAGGAGGAAGAGGACGACGGAGCGGUGGUGGUGUUGGACUCCCAGAGGAAGGGCAAGUGUGCCGUUAUUAAGACUUCAACGAGACAGACAUACUUCCUGCCGGUGAUCGGAUUGGUCGAUCCGGAGAAGUUGAAACCGGGCGAUUUGGUGGGUGUCAAUAAAGAUUCGUACUUGAUACUGGAAACCCUUCCGGCGGAGUAUGAUGCCCGGGUGAAGGCGAUGGAGGUAGACGAGAGACCGACCGAGCAGUACUCCGACAUUGGCGGAUUGGAUAAGCAAAUUCAGGAACUCAUCGAAGCGGUUGUGCUUCCGAUGACCCACAAGGAGAAGUUUAAGAAUCUUGGUAUCCAUCCACCCAAGGGUGUACUUCUGUAUGGUCCUCCCGGAACUGGUAAAACACUGCUUGCUCGAGCUUGCGCUGCCCAAACCAAGUCAACCUUCCUGAAGUUGGCCGGUCCACAGCUGGUGCAGAUGUUCAUCGGUGACGGCGCCAAGCUGGUGCGGGAUGCAUUCGCUCUAGCGAAGGAGAAAUCUCCCGCCAUCAUCUUCAUCGAUGAGUUGGAUGCCAUCGGUACGAAACGUUUCGAUUCAGAAAAGGCUGGCGAUCGUGAGGUGCAGCGUACCAUGUUGGAACUGCUCAAUCAACUGGACGGAUUCAGUUCGACCGCCGACAUUAAAGUCAUUGCCGCGACGAAUCGUGUUGAUAUCCUCGAUCCGGCACUGCUCCGUUCCGGUCGGUUGGAUCGCAAGAUUGAGUUUCCCCACCCGAACGAGGAAGCUCGGGCUCGGAUUAUGCAGAUUCAUUCGCGCAAGAUGAACGUCAGUCCGGAUGUGAACUUUGAGGAGCUUGCGCGCUCGACAGAUGACUUCAAUGGGGCUCAGUGCAAGGCGGUGUGCGUUGAGGCGGGUAUGAUCGCAUUGCGAAGAUCUGCGGUGGCCGUCACCCACGAGGACUUUAUGGACGCCAUCAUGGAGGUGCAAGCGAAGAAGAAGGCCAAUCUGAACUAUUAUGCCUAAAUUGUAUUGCGCCAGGGCCAAGUUUGGUUUUGCUUCUGGGCUCUUUCUCUAGAAUGUAAUAAUAUAACAAGCUUAUUGAAUAUAUCAUGUAUCUUAAA